AGCGCAUCAUGGCGAUCGAGGGUGGAGAACGAACCUGUGGAGUACAUGAACUUAUCUGUAUUAGAAAAGUAUCUCCAGAAGCAGUUGGAUUCCUGUCAGCAGUUGGAGUGUUUAUUAUUCUGAUGCUACUCCUUUUUUUAUAUAUUAAUAAGAAGUUGUGUUUUGAAAAUGCUGGAGAAUUUCCUGAUCUUGAUUCAGAGUACAAUGUGAAGAAGAACUCACAAGAUAAACUUUAUAACUCAUACAUGGAUAAAGAUCAACAUGGCUCAUCAUCUGAAAGUGAAGAUGAAGCACUUGGUAAAUACCAUGAGGCCUUAUCCAGAGCACACAAUUUCAGAUCACCAGCAGCAGAGAGGCAAAAAAACUACAUUUGGGAAACAAGGCAAAAAUAUAGUCCUCUCUCUGCAGAGUAUGAUGGCUACAGUAGUGAAGCCUCAAUAGAUGAAGCAAACUGCAUUCAAAGAAUGAGAAGAACACCUCCACUGGAUGAAUUGCAGCCACCACCAUAUCAGGAUGACAGUGGCUCUCCACAUCUCUCUUGCACACCUUCAGAAAUUGGUGACAGUAAAUGUGAAUUUUCUCACUGCAGUAACAGCCCACGCUGUUCGUAUACCAAGUGCCCAAGUGAAGGAAGCACCGGGCAUGAAAUAGAAAGUUUUCACAAUAAAGGCUAUGAAGAGGAUGUGCCCAGUGAUAGCACUGCUGUCCUUAGUCCAGAAGAUAUCUCAGCUCGAGGAUCGUCUUCACAGCUUCCUAAACCUUUUGAUCCUGAGCCAGAAGCUAAAUUUGGCACACUGGAUGUGACUUUUGACUAUGACUCACAAGAACAGAAGCUUCUGGUAACAGUGACAGCUGUCACAGACAUACCCACAUAUAACAGGACAGGUGGCAACUCAUGGCAAGUACACCUUGUUCUUCUACCUAUAAAGAAACAAAGAGCAAAAACCAGCAUCCAGCGGGGUCCGUGCCCUGUCUUUACCGAGACAUUCAAGUUUAAUCAUGUCGAAUCUGAGAUGAUUGGGAACUACGCAGUUCGGUUCAGACUGUACGGUGUGCGUCGGAUGAAGAAGGAAAAGAUUGUGGGAGAAAAAAUUUUUUAUUUAACCAAGUUGAAUCUUCAAGGGAAGAUGUCAUUACCAGUUAUAUUGGAACCUUCUUAUCUGUCCGGCUGUGACUCCCAAAUGAGCAUGUCAGAAAUAUCCUAUGAAAGCACCUCCUCAUGUCAGUCCUUAGAACAUGGCUCAGUUCCAGAAAUCCUCAUUGGCCUGCUCUAUAAUGCCACAACUGGAAGACUCUCAGCUGAAGUGAUAAAAGGAAGCCACUUCAAAAAUCUGGCCGCAAACAGACCACCCAAUACAUAUGUCAAGUUAACUCUGCUGAAUUCCAUGGGCCAAGAGAUGUCCAAAUGCAAAACAUCCAUCCGGCGAGGGCAACCAAAUCCAAUAUACAAGGAAACCUUUGUCUUUCAAGUGGCCCUUUUUCAGCUCUCUGAUGUGACACUCAUCCUUUCUGUGUAUAAUAAACGCAGCAUGAAACGAAAAGAAAUGAUAGGCUGGAUUUCUUUAGGUCUCAAUAGCUCUGGGGAAGAGGAGCUCAAUCACUGGACUGAAAUGAAAGAGUCAAAAGGACAACAAGUAUGUAGAUGGCACUCAUUAUUAGAGUCCUAAUGGAGAGUAUAAGGGGUUAUAAUGGCCCCAAAGUGUUAUUUCUGGUUUCAGUUAAACCAUUCUUAACCAUCACUAGGAGAGCUAUUUGCAGAAGGAAUCGAUUUAAAACAUUCCACCUUAUUAAAGGAUGCAUUAAAUGUUAAGGAACAAUCUCAUCCGUCAUCCACUUCAUUUGAAUCUGUAUCAUUGUGGGAAAUAGUGUCAUGGGAUUGGGAGAAGUUUCUGUAAACAGUAAAGCUCCAGGGGCAAAAUGAUGGCAUUUUCUUUAAAAGUCAAAAUUAUCAGUUUCUUAAUUUGCUUUUGCGACCAUAAAGUUAUUGUCACUACUCUAGAGGUUAUUUCCCAACCAGUGUCAAUAUCCAGUGUUAGUGACCUAGCCUUUAGGGUGAGAAAUUUUGAUGAAGCAGACAUGUAGAGUGACUUUAAUGGAAAAAAGCUGAAUUAUAAAUUAUUGCAAAUUAUUUUCCUGGGUGCCCCAGUACCUCAUGCUUCUGUUUUUGUUAAACAUCUCAGUAGCAUGAAGUCCAAGUUGAAGCAGGUUCACAUUGAUGUGAAGAAAAUUCUUCGUAAAGCACGUGAAGAGCUCAGUCAGUCUCACAUUGAGACCAAAUGCUUUUUUUUUUUACCCCAAGGAAGCCAUGUCACUGUCCUGGUCCUCUGCAAGUCUUUUAAGGCAGAGUGUACUGAACAUUUAUGCACCUUUCUAUUGAAAGCACUUCCUUUAUUUGUGUAUUUCAAUAUAGAAGUCUUCUA
Molecule: messenger RNA, 2420 nt
Organism: Tachyglossus aculeatus (Australian echidna)
Lineage: Eukaryota; Metazoa; Chordata; Mammalia; Monotremata; Tachyglossidae
Gene: SYT14
Product: synaptotagmin 14
Exons: 8
Coding region: 9-1667 (552 amino acids)
Source: RefSeq, a predicted model, not a curated record